This is a messenger RNA of Pseudoliparis swirei, 3041 nucleotides long. RefSeq names its product TATA box binding protein (gene tbp). The transcript is spliced from 8 exons. Gene Ontology annotation, biological process: DNA-templated transcription initiation. Gene Ontology annotation, molecular function: RNA polymerase II general transcription initiation factor activity; DNA binding. The coding region runs from base 885 to 1790 and encodes 301 amino acids. The record is from RefSeq and is a predicted model, not a curated record. Lineage: Eukaryota; Metazoa; Chordata; Actinopteri; Perciformes; Liparidae.
AGUACAAUCCAUUCUGAUCCGCACUCCAUACCACCUUGUGGCGGUAAUGCACCAUUUAGUUGUUUGCCAACCGCCAAUGAAAAAAAAAAAGAAGUAGAAGAAGAAAAGUCGUACCCGACGACGCUCGCAGGCGCCGAAGCACAAGACCGCGAAUCAAACAAACUGCAAGCUGAAUUAUUUCGGUUCCUGUGCGGGUCCGAACUGGUAGAGUGUGAGUGUGAGUUGGCGGGCACGGAGCUGUGGAGCACUGGUAAAUGCCAAAGUUAUUUGAAACUCUUUUUGGCGCACAAAGCAUGAACUGUGACCACAGUAGGUUUGAGUGCAUGCUAGCGGGUGUUGCUAACAUUAGCUCCUCAGCUAACUUCAGCUCGCCAAUGUGUUGGUAUCAAUGAGGGAGGCUGUCAAGACGUGCUGCUCGGAGACAUACGGUAGUCGGGUAGAGACCCGUUUGUCACCAGUAUUUUGCACAUGGUACCAUUUAGAUGAUGCAUUAUAUAUGUUGGCCAUAAGUGAAUGAACGAGUGAAGUAACGUACAUGAGUAAAAGCUAAAUGUGGCGAUUAGCCAGCCAUGGAUGUGUUCGCGCCACACAUUUGGGUUCAGGUCAUUUGCAAGUUCUGCACUCUAACCUUGAGGAUGCACGGUGCUGUGUAUUUACUGGCAAUCGAGUGUAUGUCCGAGUAAACCUGGGUUCUGUCUGACUUUUUCAGGCACGACAUAGCUGCCAGGGAGAAGACGCGAGAAGAGGGUGUUUCUGCCGGUCCGCUGUGGUUGUCGGUGCUUUUCUUCUGUUAUAGACUCUAAACGCACAGCUUUGAGGCACCUGCUGCGGGAAGUUACUUCCUGCUCUUGGGUGGCAGUGAAUUAACGCGAGGGGCAUCAGAGAUGGACCAGAACAACAGUGUACCUCCCUUCCAGGGGGGGGGCUCCCCUCAGGGCUCCAUGACCCCAGGCAUGUCAAUAUUCAGUCCCAUGAUGCCAUAUGGCUCAGGACUGACACCCCAGCCUGUCCAGAACACCAAUAGUUUGUCUAUACUGGAGGAACAGCAGAGGCAACAGCAGCUGCAGCAGGCACAGCAGGCAAACACAGGACUUCCUGGCACGUCUGGGCAGACCCCUCAGCUUUAUCAUUCCCAGGCGGAUGCAGGCUCGACCACCACAGCGCUGCCAGGAAACACGCCGCUCUACGGCACGCCGCUGACCCCCAUGACCCCCGUCACACCGGCCACACCAGCCUCAGAGAGCUCUGGAAUAGUACCGCAGCUACAAAACAUCGUAUCUACUGUAAAUUUGGGCUGUAGACUGGACUUGAAGACGAUCGCCCUGAGAGCCAGGAAUGCAGAGUACAACCCAAAGCGUUUUGCUGCUGUCAUCAUGAGAAUACGAGAACCCAGGACCACUGCUCUCAUCUUCAGUUCUGGAAAGAUGGUCUGCACUGGAGCCAAGAGUGAGGACCAGUCGAGGCUAGCUGCCAGAAAAUACGCUCGCGUGGUGCAGAAGCUUGGGUUUCCUGCUAAGUUCCUGGACUUCAAGAUUCAGAACAUGGUGGGAAGCUGCGAUGUGAAGUUCCCCAUUCGUCUGGAAGGAUUAGUCCUCACGCAUCAGCAGUUCAGCAGCUAUGAACCAGAGCUGUUUCCGGGACUGAUUUACAGAAUGAUCAAACCUAGAAUUGUCCUGCUCAUCUUUGUCUCUGGGAAAGUUGUCCUCACAGGUGCCAAGGUGAGAGGAGAGAUCUAUGAAGCGUUUGAAAACAUUUAUCCCAUCCUGAAAGGCUUCCGCAAGUCAACGUAGAACCUGCGAACCUUUUUAUCACCGACUCUUUGUACUGUUGUUUUUUUAUUCACAAGAAGAAUCGUCAUCUAAACGUUGACCUCUACAGAUGGACUGUGGUACAGGGAUGUGAGCCGUCGAUUGCUCAGAUUAUUUUAUCCCUCGUCUUUUUUAGAUUUUUUGGACAAACAGGAUUUUUACAUUUUUUUUUUUUUCAUGCUCUGGUUUUGAUCACAAGCGCCGGGCAUCUUUUUCACUCAGACCUCUGUUCGUUUUUAUCCCUUUUCUCUGUUUUUUGCCCAGUUUAUUUCAGCUUUUGCCGUUGUGCCGCUCACAUCCCUGAUUGUAUAUAAGAUUGUAAAGAAAUGUAAAAAAUGCCGAUGAGAAGAGAAACGGUCUGACUAGGACUGUUUUUAAGUGUUUAUUUUAAGCCAUUUAAAUAGUUUUGUACGUUGCGUUUUUAUAAAUUGCCCCCAACAUGUUCAGGUCUGUCAGCCCCACAUUCCUCUUAACAGUAUGUUCAAGACUUUAGUUUGAGUGACUAUUUAUCUCAAAUGUGUCUGCUUUUUUGGGCAUUUUAUCUUCUGUCUUUUACAUUUAAAUCGAUGUGAUCUUGAUUUGUCUUUGUCCGAAUUGCAUGGAUUCUUGAAGUGGAAUUUCCCUCAAUUCAAACAUUUAGACAUGAGAGAUGCAGUCAAGUCUUUUAAUCUGUAACUGAAGGUGGAUGCUCUUAAUAUUUAAUUUGACACAAGUUUAACAAAAUUGAUAAAAGUCCUGCUACUUGGUUAAUUCUUUGACUUUUGCGUCACUUGGUUUGGACGACAUUUGUACUUCUAAAUCAACGAGAACAUGAAGAACAGACGCUGUUGAUUCGACUGCCUCCUCUUUUACUUAUCUUAACAUCUUGCAUCUUAUAUUCAGGAGCACUAAAAGAUGUCUGAUAAACUAGGCAUUGUUUUGCCAUGUUUUUGUAUUAUUUGAAGGUUUUUUUUGCCCGUUCUAAAUCAUCGUGACAUUUUUCUGUGACGUGUAUCGGUUGUCCAUACUGUGUGCUCGGCCACUCUUCAAGAAGUAGUAACAUUUUUGGCACGUUAUUGUGUGCGUCUUCCACCCUGAAGUCUGUCUGAGCAGCAGAAGACAAAAGGGAUAAUCAAUACGUUCCUCUGGGACUCUGGAGUUACCAGGAAGCUCCGUCACGCAUUUCAAAAGCAAUUGUUCUUCUGAAAUUGAUAAUGUGCUGCUCUGUGCAUUAAUAAAUGUGUACAUACAGGC